GGUGUCAGUGCAGGCAGCAGCUAGAAUGUAAACACGGAGCAGAGGCUAAAUGACAGCAGCUAACGUGAGGCCAGAGCGAUGGACUAGACGUUCUCUUAGCCCUUAAUUUAAAGAUGGAAUGGGAAUGAUUAAAUAUUUCCCCGCUGUAUCAUUUACUCAAUUCAACUGUUUAAGUUAAGAUUCUAGGGAACAGUUAUAGCGUGCUUUGAUUUUGAGACCAAGCUAACCAGCUAGCUAGUUUAGCUUGGGUUGAUUUUAAAGUCAUGAACUCUCUGGUUGGCUACGGAGUGUCCUCGGAGUCCGACAGCGAUGGAGAUGUAAACAGUGAUUGUUUUGGUUCUGUUAAGGAGAUGGGUGAGGUGGCAUCAGCUGCCAAAAAGUCCCGCAACUUCUUGCUGGAGUCUGGUUCAACUUCCAGUGAAUCGGAACCAGAGGAAGAAGAGCCAGAGCCAUCUUCAUCAUCACCACAUGCCCAUAAACCAGCAUCUUUUGCAGCCUGCGAGUCCACCCUGCCUGCUCCUUCCCUGGAUUCCCUCACCUCCAAUAAACUACCCCCUCCUUCUCUACGUACCUGUUCGGACGGCAGUGUGUUUGCCAACCCUUUCAAGGCUCAGGCAGACCAAAAGCUCAGCGCCUUGCAGAAACACGUCCCCCUCACAAUGCAGGCCAAACCCUCCCAGAUAGGAGGAAAAAGGAUGUGUGUGUCAUACAGGAAAGAUGGGAGAUGCAGGUUUGGGAUCAAAUGCAAGUUUGCUCAUGACAGUGACCUCCAGACUCACACUGAUUGUCAUCCACCUGUGAGUGAAGAAGCAUCAGUGUCCGAUCAAGAUGAGUCCCAGGCAGGGGGCACAUUUGGAGGAGGAUCCCGGAACCUCCACCAGGAGACAAAAGAGGAAGAGUUAGGAGGGCAGCAGGUGAAGAAGAGAAAGGUUGGACUGAGCAACACCUUGAUUCCUCCUAAACGAGCUAUGAAGCAGUAUGUCAUGCAGAGGGAAAGAGAGCAGACCAAUAGGUCUUGAUGGAAGUCUUCUGUCAUUAAAGCAAUAGUACUAGGGUGACAUGUUUUUUUCAGUGUGUAUAUAUUGUAGAAAUUGUGCACUAUCCAUUCUAGGACCAAUGAAUGACUCAGGUGUACAGUAAUCUGUGGUUCUUGCUCAAGGACAUUUUCACAUGUGGACAGAAGGAGCUGGGGAUUGAACCACCAACCUAGCUGCCCCAGUUGAAGAGAGAUUCUGUGGGGUUUCUUGGGUGUGUUUGGUUUGGAUUGUGAUCUCAAACUCUCAGUGAAUACUCUGGAUAAAUGUUAAGACGUUUAUUUACAUCUUAUAAAUGAACCGUUUCUGUUUGCUCUACCACACA
This is a messenger RNA of Etheostoma spectabile (orangethroat darter), 1359 nucleotides long. RefSeq lists its product as uncharacterized. The transcript is spliced from 2 exons. NCBI's taxonomy places the organism in Eukaryota, Metazoa, Chordata, Actinopteri, Perciformes, Percidae. The record is from RefSeq and is a predicted model, not a curated record. Gene Ontology annotation, molecular function: metal ion binding. The coding region runs from base 264 to 1019 and encodes 251 amino acids.